AUGUCUGCCUCGUACCACCCUAUCUGCAAGGGUGCGCCGUACAACAGGGCCAACUACGGACACCACUGCCGUAUCGAGUGGACCCACGGCCGCCGCCGCUGCAUCUUCUGCUACCGAACCCGCUCCGAGUCGCAGCGCGAGGACGCCAUGCUCCAGGCACAGCGUGCAAUGUACCAGCAGCAACAGCUGCAGCAACAGCAGCAGGCUUACUACUACUACCGUGCGAGGUAG
This is a messenger RNA of Apiotrichum porosum, 231 nucleotides long. RefSeq lists its product as uncharacterized. The record is from RefSeq and is a predicted model, not a curated record. Lineage: Eukaryota; Fungi; Basidiomycota; Tremellomycetes; Trichosporonales; Trichosporonaceae. The transcript has 2 exons. The coding region runs from base 1 to 231 and encodes 76 amino acids.